AUGACUGAGACAAGUAUGCGAGCAGGGAAUGCCGAUGUGUAUGGAUUCCUUGAGCCACAGUCCAUACAGAGAUUUGGGCAAUCCCAAUUUGAAUCAGAAAGUUAUAUUAAGAAUUGGAUGCAGAAAUCAAAGAGGGAUGUGUACCUAGCAGCCUACUUGAAUGGUGCACAUUGGCAAAUGGUCAUCAUAUUGGCUAAGGAAAAUGUUGUCAUCUGGUUUUUUUCGUUGCAUAAUAAGCCAGACAACUACCUCAAAGGAAUAAUUAACAGUGCUUUGAAAGGACUUGACGAUACUCCACAAAGUAAA
This is a messenger RNA of Glycine soja, 306 nucleotides long. RefSeq lists its product as uncharacterized. The annotation marks the transcript as partial. Lineage: Eukaryota; Viridiplantae; Streptophyta; Magnoliopsida; Fabales; Fabaceae. The transcript is spliced from 3 exons. The record is from RefSeq and is a predicted model, not a curated record.